Messenger RNA from Chelonoidis abingdonii (Abingdon island giant tortoise), 3660 nucleotides. It is a transcript of the gene RAF1, whose product is annotated as Raf-1 proto-oncogene, serine/threonine kinase. Gene Ontology annotation, molecular function: ATP binding; MAP kinase kinase kinase activity. Gene Ontology annotation, cellular component: cytosol; mitochondrion. Gene Ontology annotation, biological process: MAPK cascade; protein phosphorylation. NCBI's taxonomy places the organism in Eukaryota, Metazoa, Chordata, Testudines, Testudinidae. The record is from RefSeq and is a predicted model, not a curated record.
GCUGUAUCAAUGGAGCACAUUCAGGGAGCUUGGAAGACCAUCAGUAAUGGUUUUGGAUUCAAGGAUUCUGUCUUCGAUGGAUCAAACUGUAUUUCACCUACUAUUGUUCAGCCGUUUGGCUCUCAGCGCCGAGCUUCUGAUGAUGGCAAGCUCUCAGAUAUGUCUAAGACUAGUAAUACCAUUCGGGUUUUCUUGCCUAACAAGCAACGCACUGUGGUAAAUGUGCGGAAUGGGAUGACCCUACAUGAUUGUCUUAUGAAGGCACUCAAAGUCAGAGGUCUACAGCCAGAAUGCUGUGCAGUUUUCCGACUUUUUAAUGAACAAAAAGGGAAAAAAGCACGCUUGGAUUGGAAUACAGAUGCUGCCUCCUUGAUUGGAGAGGAACUGCAAGUAGAUUUCCUUGAUCAUGUUCCACUUACAACACACAACUUUGCUCGGAAGACAUUUCUAAAGCUUGCCUUCUGUGACAUAUGUCAGAAGUUCCUGCUAAAUGGGUUCCGGUGUCAGACGUGUGGCUACAAAUUCCAUGAACACUGCAGCACUAAAGUCCCAACUAUGUGUGUGGACUGGAGCAAUAUCAGGCAACUCUUAUUGUUUCCUAAUUCAAAUAUCAGUGACAGUGGUGUCCCUGCACUACCUCCCUUGACAAUGCGACGGAUGCGUGAAUCUGUCUCCCGGAUGCCUGUUAGUUCCCAGCACAGAUAUUCUACGCCUCAUGCCUUCACGUUCAACACAUCACAUCCUUCAUCUGAGGGCUCCCUUUCCCAAAGACAGAGAUCUACAUCCACCCCAAAUGUCCAUAUGGUCAGCACUACCAUGCCUGUAGACAACAGGAUAAUUGAGAACAACAGCUUGAAUGCUUCUCCCAGUUCCUGGUGCAGACGAUUUUGUUUGAGGGGAAGAGAUGCAAUUCGAAGCCACAGUGAGUCAGCUUCACCGUCAGCUCUGUCUGGAAGUCCCAACAAUAUAAGCCCAACUGGCUGGUCUCAACCCAAAACCCCAGUGCCAGCCCAAAGAGAGAGAGCUCCUGGAUCCAACACACAAGAAAAAAACAAAAUUAGGCCUCGUGGACAGAGAGAUUCAAGUUAUUAUUGGGAAAUAGAAGCAAGUGAAGUUAUGCUCUCGACCAGAAUAGGUUCAGGUUCUUUUGGAACGGUUUACAAAGGCAAAUGGCAUGGAGAUGUAGCAGUGAAGAUACUAAAGGUUGUAAAUCCAACCCCAGAACAGUUUCAGGCCUUCAGAAAUGAAGUGGCUGUAUUAAGGAAGACCCGGCAUGUUAAUAUUUUGCUGUUCAUGGGCUACAUGACUAAAGACAAUCUGGCUAUAGUUACGCAGUGGUGCGAAGGAAGCAGUCUAUAUAAGCACCUGCAUGUACAAGAGACCAAGUUCCAAAUGUUCCAGCUCAUUGAUAUUGCCCGACAGACAGCGCAAGGAAUGGACUAUUUACAUGCAAAGAAUAUCAUCCACAGAGACAUGAAAUCAAAUAAUAUAUUUCUUCAUGAAGGCCUCACAGUGAAAAUAGGAGAUUUUGGUCUGGCAACAGUAAAAUCCAGAUGGAGUGGAUCUCAGCAGGUGGAGCAGCCGUCUGGUUCAAUCCUCUGGAUGGCACCAGAGGUGAUCCGGAUGCAGGAUAAUAACCCAUUUAGUUUUCAAUCAGAUGUCUACUCCUAUGGAAUAGUAUUAUAUGAACUGAUGACAGGAGAACUGCCAUACUCCCAUAUUAACAACAGAGAUCAGCAGUGUCAAUGCACAGCUAGCCAUAUCCAAGGGUCGUGCUGGCCGCCGCUUCCUGCAGCCCCCAUUGGCCUGGAAUGGCGAACCACAGCCAGUGGAAGCUGUGAUCGGCCGAACCUGCAGACGCUGCAGGUAAUCAAACUGUCUCAGCCCAGCAGCAGAUUUCCCUGUUGGGCUGCGUGUGAAAGCUUGCCAAUUCCUGAUCUAUACCCUGGACAGUAUACUUCCUGAUAUACUAGAACUUUUAAAGUGCUCCGUGGAUUUAUUGGAGUGAUCAGUAUUAUAUUUUAUUAGAGUAGUAAAGUUGCAGCAGAGCUCUGUAGUGAAUUAUCAUACUGCUGUUGAAUCUUUGCAGAGAAGUGAGAACUCCUCUAAUUUCAAUUAUGGGCCUUUUGGCCUAAUGAAGUUCUAGUUUGAGCCUGUUUAUAAAGAAAAUAAUUUUUAUUAAUUGCAGUUGUCUAGAUUUUCUACCAGGAAGGUAGCACAUUAAUAUCUUGAAAUCUUGACACUUUGGAAUUAUCUGAAAUUUACUGAAUUAAAAACAAAUUAGUAAAAAAAAAAAAAAAAAAAAAAAAAUUCUCUCUUCCUGAGUGUUUUGCCAAUUUCAAGUAUUGUAUUAAUUUAUUAAUGAAUAUGUUUCCCCCAGUAGUCUGUACUGGCACAGUAUGGACUUGAACUCAUAGGACAACUUUCUGUAGUGUCUUUUGUUCUGAGCUGUCUUUUUGAAGCUUGAGUACUGGAAGAAAACUAGUUAAACUGUUGACUAAAAAGAUCUAGAAUAUCUUAUAGUCCAUACUCCAAACCACAGGAAGGCCACAUUUGUUACUCUUAAACUGUAACUACUUUGAACAUCAAAUUAGAAAACAAACUUGGAUAUUUUUUUUUAAACAAUCCCAUUAAAUUCUUAGUAUGCCAUUAUACUUGAAUUAUGUGGAAGUUUUGAACAUCCAUCCCUGUUGUAAAGCAUUGGCCUAUCAGUAGUAUUAACAUGGCUGUCUUGUUACCAUUCAAAUAAAUACAAUAUUUAUUUCUUAAAUAGAUGGAACAUUUCCCCAUGUACUGUAGGAACAUUCUCAUUUCAGCAACUUUAUUUAAUGUUAGGCAGUUAGUUUCCUCUUUGGGAACUUGAGCAGUUUUGAAUUAUAUUUAAGUGUGAUACAAUUGUUGCAAUAUUUUUAUUAAGCUCUAUGUACAGACCAAAUCCUGAGUUAUAAUAGUAGCUUAACCUGGGCCAAGAUAUCACUAGAUGUCUGUUAGUCACAUUGGUUGAUCACAUUGGUAAGGUUCAUUAAAGCCUGAGUAACAGUGUUACUAAAUCUGAGUCAAUAUUCUGCUAAUCAGGAAGAAACACAACCUGCAGACACUGUUUUGCAUUUUAGCUCACAGUCUUAAGAAAACUGAAGGUUAUCUUCAGGAAAAAAAAAUUCCCUUCACAGUUAAAUAUUUUAAGAGGCCUUCUUCCGCUUUAUAGUUCCCUCUAAAUGGAUAUAUGGUCUGACAAGGAGUUUUUAGUUAAACAUAAAAAUACUGUUGUGUGUUGAUCAGUCAAAAUGUAUUGGUAGAUUAAUGAGUAAUCACAUAAAUUGGACACUUUCUGGCUGGAUUUAGGGUUCUUUGUCACUUGAAGCCUUCAGCUCCAGCAGGUUGUCAGGAAACACUCUAGACUCUGGUCUUGUUGCUAUUAUAAAUUAUAUAAAAAUUAGUACAUGAAGAAAUUAUGAACUAACUAUGCGGUGUCACUUAGAUGUUAGACUGGCUCUGUCAUCCAUUGGAAAAGCAGGACCACAAUUGUUUGUUAAUUUUGACAAACAUUUGACUACAGUAGGACCACCAGCCUGCCUUCAGUAUUUCCACAUUAAAGACUGUAUUAAAGGGCAGUGAAAUAAUUCACACCAAUGGUGUUCAGAUUACCUGUGUUUGUGCCUC